GAGCAGUUAUCUACUUCGUUUUUCGCCCCCAGUAGUCCAUGGCAACGGGCACAACAAUUGCCGGAGGACCAGCUGACGGGACCACCUGUUGCAGGAUGUUUACAAACGCAGUGGGUUUGUGGUAAUUACGGGGGUUGGAAAGCCUAGGCCAAGGCGGAGCAGUGACAGCUUUCGGUUUGAGGACAUGCGCACUUCCUGCCUCGAAUUCCUCCUGUCAGCCAAGUGUCAAGUCAGGGGGAUACAUAAUUUUUCGGACCCUCGCACUGCAAAAGUUCUUCGUUGGCUGAGAUUUGAUGUAAAAUAAGUGUUUCAAAUGGCAUCGGUAGUGAAAUAAAAGCCAUUUCUUGGACUAAACAAGCUGCCCACACGGUCAACAUGUUCCGGCCAAGUUGGUUUCCAUUCGCCAGCCUGCUGUUCCUGCUCCUUUGGAGCACCGCCUGGGGCAGGACAGCCAAGAGAUCGGACGUCUACAUAGCGGGAUUCUUCCCGUACGGGGAUGGCGUGGAGAACUCAUACACCGGGCGGGGCGUUAUGCCCAGCGUAAAGCUCGCCUUGGGCCACGUUAAUGAGCAUGGAAAGAUACUGGCCAAUUACAGGCUGCACAUGUGGUGGAACGACACUCAGUGCAAUGCUGCUGUGGGCGUAAAGUCCUUUUUCGAUAUGAUGCACUCGGGUCCCAACAAAGUAAUGCUCUUCGGCGCUGCGUGCACCCAUGUGACCGAUCCCAUAGCCAAGGCCAGCAAGCACUGGCACCUCACCCAGCUCAGCUACGCGGACACGCAUCCCAUGUUUACCAAGGAUGCGUUUCCCAAUUUCUUUCGGGUGGUACCCUCGGAGAAUGCCUUUAAUGCGCCGCGACUGGCCCUGCUGAAGGAGUUUAAUUGGACCAGAGUGGGCACUGUCUACCAAAAUGAGCCACGAUAUUCGCUGCCCCACAAUCACAUGGUCGCUGACCUGGAUGCCAUGGAGGUCGAGGUGGUGGAGACGCAGAGCUUCGUCAACGAUGUGGCUGAAUCCUUGAAGAAAUUGCGCGAGAAGGAUGUGAGGAUCAUUCUGGGCAACUUCAACGAGCACUUUGCACGCAAGGCAUUCUGUGAGGCUUAUAAAUUGGACAUGUAUGGCAGAGCCUAUCAAUGGCUGAUUAUGGCCACCUAUUCCACGGAUUGGUGGAAUGUCACGCAGGACAGCGAGUGCAGUGUGGAGGAGAUCGCCACAGCCUUAGAAGGUGCCAUUCUAGUGGAUCUUCUGCCCUUGUCCACCAGUGGCGACAUCACAGUGGCGGGCAUUACUGCUGAUGAGUAUCUUGUGGAGUACGACCGACUGCGAGGCACUGAAUAUUCCCGCUUUCAUGGCUAUACCUAUGAUGGUAUCUGGGCAGCUGCCUUGGCCAUUCAGUAUGUGGCCGAAAAGCGAGAGGAUCUGCUAACACAUUUUGAUUAUCGCGUGAAGGACUGGGAGAGUGUCUUCCUUGAGGCUCUACGAAAUACAUCCUUCGAGGGUGUGACGGGACCCGUACGUUUCUACAACAACGAACGCAAGGCCAACAUCCUGAUCAAUCAGUUUCAGCUGGGACAAAUGGAAAAGAUCGGGGAAUACCACUCACAGAAGUCACACUUGGACUUAAGCUUGGGAAAACCAGUCAGAUGGGUGGGGAAAACUCCUCCCAAGGAUCGCACCUUGAUCUACAUCGAGCACAGUCAGGUCAAUCCAACCAUAUACAUCGUGUCGGCUAGUGCUUCGGUCAUUGGAGUGAUUAUUGCCACAGUUUUUCUGGCCUUUAACAUUAAGUAUCGCAAUCAAAGAUACAUCAAGAUGUCCAGUCCCCAUUUGAACAAUCUGAUCAUUGUGGGCUGUAUGAUGACCUAUCUGAGCAUCAUUUUCCUGGGUCUGGAUACCACAUUAAGUAGUGUGGCAGCUUUUCCCUAUAUCUGCACAGCUCGAGCCUGGAUCUUGAUGGCUGGAUUCAGUCUCAGUUUUGGAGCCAUGUUCUCGAAGACGUGGCGGGUGCAUUCGAUAUUCACCGAUCUGAAGCUCAAUAAGAAGGUGAUCAAGGACUAUCAGUUGUUUAUGGUUGUGGGCGUGCUUUUGGCCAUUGAUAUAGCCAUUAUAACCACCUGGCAGAUUGCUGAUCCCUUUUACCGCGAAACAAAACAGCUGGAACCCUUGCAUCACGAGAAUAUUGAUGAUGUUUUGGUGAUCCCCGAAAACGAGUACUGCCAGUCUGAGCACAUGACCAUAUUCGUUAGCAUUAUUUAUGCCUACAAGGGACUGUUGUUGGUUUUUGGCGCCUUUUUGGCCUGGGAAACUCGACAUGUUUCCAUACCGGCUCUGAACGAUUCCAAGCAUAUUGGUUUCUCCGUUUAUAAUGUGUUUAUCACUUGUCUGGCCGGAGCGGCUAUUUCCCUGGUGCUAUCGGAUCGAAAGGAUUUAGUUUUUGUCUUACUCUCGUUUUUUAUCAUUUUUUGUACGACAGCCACUUUGUGUUUGGUGUUCGUACCGAAAGUAAGACUGGUAUUGGUGGAACUGAAGCGGAAUCCCCAGGGCGUGGUGGACAAACGCGUUAGGGCAACGUUGAGACCAAUGUCUAAGAAUGGACGCCGGGAUUCCUCGGUGUGCGAACUGGAACAACGAUUGCGGGAUGUGAAGAACACAAACUGCCGGUUCCGAAAGGCGCUGAUGGAGAAAGAGAACGAGCUGCAGGCCUUAAUCCGCAAGCUGGGACCCGAGGCACGCAAAUGGAUCGAUGGGGUGACCUGCACAGGUGGCUCCAACGUCGGUAGCGAACUGGAGCCCAUACUGAGCGAUGACAUUGUUAGGCUCUCAGCUCCACCGGUGCGCCGAGAGAUGCCCAGCACCACAGAAGUUACCGAGAUGACGUCCGUGGAUAGUGUGACCUCGACUCAUGUGGAGAUGGAUAACUCCUUUGUAUCGGUGCAGUCCACAGUGAUGGCGCCAUCGCUUCCUCCCAAAAAGAAAAAGCAAUCCAUUGUAGAGCACCACUCGCAUGCCCCUGCUCCAACUAUGAUGCAGCCAAUCCAGCAGCAACUGCAGCAGCACUUGCAGCAACAUCAGCAGAUGCAGCAGCAGCACCUGCAGCAGCAGCAACACCAGCAGAUGCAACAGCAACAGCAGCAGCAGCAUCAUCAUCGCCAUCUGGAGAAGAGAAACUCGGUGUCCGCUCAGACCGAUGACAAUAUAGGCAGCAUCACCAGUACGGCGGGCAAGCGGAGCGGAGGAGACUGCUCCAGCAUGCGGGAGAGGCGUCAAUCGACCGCCUCCAGGCACUACGACAGUGGCAGCCAGACGCCCACAGCCCGGCCAAAGUACAGCAGCUCGCACCGGAACUCCUCCACCAACAUCUCCACAUCGCAAUCGGAGUUGAGCAACAUGUGUCCACACUCGAAGCCCAGUACUCCGGCUGUGAUUAAGACUCCCACUGCCUCCGACCAUCGCCGCACCAGCAUGGGCUCCGCCCUGAAGUCCAACUUCGUGGUUUCGCAGAGUGACCUCUGGGACACGCACACGCUGUCGCACGCCAAGCAGCGCCAGUCGCCGCGGAACUACGCCAGUCCGCAGCGCUGUGCUGAGCAUCAUGGCGGCCACGGGAUGUCCUAUGACCCGAACACCACCUCACCCAUCCAGCGGUCCGUCUCCGAGAAGAACCGCAAUAAGCAUCGGCCAAAACCGCAGAAGGGCACCGUUUGCCAGAGCGAGACGGACAGCGAACGGGAACGGGAUCCGCCGCCCAAUAGUCAGCCGUGCGUCCAGCCGCGCAAGGUCAGCCGGAACUCCAACAUCCAGCACGCCGCCCACCACCACAGUUCGCCCAAUGUGGCGCCCGAUAAGCAGCGGAGCAGACACCGCGGCAAGCAGGAUAGCAGCAUCUACGGCGCCAGCAGCGAGACGGAACUGCUCGAGGGCGAGACGGCCAUUUUGCCCAUCUUCCGGAAACUCCUCACCGAGAAGAGUCCCAACUAUCGGGGCCGCAGUGCUGUGGGCCAGAGCUGUCCGAAUAUAUCCAUAAAAUGCGAUAUCGUCGAGUACUUGUAGGCGGCGCGAGUCAUAUGCAUUAUGCCGUAGUUAAACUCCUAUUGUUAGAUCCAGUUGCAGUGUAAGGAUUACCUUUGUUUUCUUUGGAGUUGCGCAUCUACAUACAUACCCUGUGAGGCAGGACACACACCAUUUAGUGAACUAGUAGCAAUGACAUGAGAUAGUUGGGAAAUAAAUAACAAUUUAAAAUAAUCAUA
Drosophila mauritiana is the source of this 4247-nucleotide messenger RNA. RefSeq names its product gamma-aminobutyric acid type B receptor subunit 2 (gene GABA-B-R2). Gene Ontology annotation, cellular component: membrane; G protein-coupled receptor heterodimeric complex. Gene Ontology annotation, molecular function: G protein-coupled GABA receptor activity. Gene Ontology annotation, biological process: gamma-aminobutyric acid signaling pathway; G protein-coupled receptor signaling pathway. The transcript has 13 exons. Lineage: Eukaryota; Metazoa; Arthropoda; Insecta; Diptera; Drosophilidae. The record is from RefSeq and is a predicted model, not a curated record. The coding region runs from base 376 to 4050 and encodes 1224 amino acids.